AUGUCCGUCAACGUGCUCUCCCACCCGAUCGUCCAGGCCAAGCUCUCCGAGCUGCGCGACGCCCGCACCAGCUCGCACCGCUUCCGCGCCCUCGUCAAGGAACUGUCGACCGUGCUCGGCAUCGAGGCGUCGAGGGACCUGCCCGUCAAGGACGUGCCCGGCCUCAAGAGCCCGAUUGCCUCGUUCACGGGCAAGGCCAUUGCUCCUCGCGUCGGCCUCACGCCCAUCCUGCGCGCCGGCAUCGGCAUGACCGACCCCAUGCUCGACCUCUUCCCCGACGCGUCCGUCUUCUACCUCGGCCUCUUCCGCGAGAAGGUGUCUCUCCAGCCCGUCGAAUACUACCAGAAGCUGCCCAAGACGGUCACGGUCGACACGCUCUUCCUCCUCGACCCGCUCAUCGCCACCGGUGGCACCGCCAUCGCCGCCAUCUCUAUCCUUCUCGACUGGGGCCUCGACGUGUCGCAGAUCAAGCUCUUGUGCAUCCUCGGCUCCAAGCCGGGCCUGCAAAAGGUCGCAGAGGCGUACCCCGGGCUCGACAUCUACGCGUGCGCGGUCGACGAGGAGCUGACCGAGGACGGCUACAUCGUGCCCGGACUCGGCGACUCGGGCGACCGCCUCUUCUCGACGCAGCCCUGA
Molecule: messenger RNA, 636 nt
Organism: Rhodotorula graminis WP1
Lineage: Eukaryota; Fungi; Basidiomycota; Microbotryomycetes; Sporidiobolales; Sporidiobolaceae
Exons: 6
Coding region: 1-636 (211 amino acids)
Source: RefSeq, a predicted model, not a curated record